Molecule: messenger RNA, 2999 nt
Organism: Fusarium redolens
Lineage: Eukaryota; Fungi; Ascomycota; Sordariomycetes; Hypocreales; Nectriaceae
Exons: 4
Coding region: 51-2897 (948 amino acids)
Source: RefSeq, a predicted model, not a curated record
AUCUCCUACUUCCAUCAUCACCAACAAAGCUUUUAAAAAACCUUACAAUCAUGUCGUUUGUACCUUCAAACUCCUCCACUGCUUUCGCUUAUAGCGACCUUCCAACAUCUGGGGUCUAUGGCAUCAUCGAGGCCAUGCCCGGAGUCCGCAACAUGCUCAAGUAUUGUCAGCUCAAGCCAGGGGAGAAUGUAGUCAUCCUUCUUGAACACACAGUUGAUCCAGUCGUGGUGCAAGCAAUCGCGGCUGGCGUGGUAUACCACGGCGGCCACGUCCAAAUUCUCUCUGUUGCACCCUUUGCAAUCGGUGGUAUGAAGACGGCAAACGCUCCAGGCUUGCUCUCAAAGCUUCUCGAGACUGCCGAUCUUGUCAUAUCUUGCUCUUGGUGGGGCGAAGUGCAUUCCGACACCCUGUUUUUUGACAAGAUCGCCAGUUCCAAAUGUCGAGUCCUCUCUUUGCACAUGUCCGCAACUGUCUCAGCCUUGGCAACUGGUGCUCGCUUCCCCUACAACGUAUACGAGUUGAUGGAGUCAAAGAUGUAUUCGAUGCUCGAGGCGGCGACCGAGGUCCGACUCACGACACGUCAGGGCACAGAUCUUACAUUCAAGCACCCCAAGAUCUCGGGAGGUGGUCCCUUGAGAGCCGGAAUGUGGCGCCCAUUCCCAUAUGGCGGUGCGAACUUCUACUCUUCCGAGGUGAACGGUAUCAUUGUGUGCGUAGACUCCACCGUGACGGGUAUACCUGAAGCCCCUGUCAACAUCACCAUCAAGGGCGGAAUCGUCACGGCUAUCGAGGGCGACGAGGAAGGAGUCCGAAACACCCGAGCCUUUAGUCCCACCGGGUCCUAUCUUCGUCAUGCGCUGAUUGGUCUGAAUCCCAAGGUGAGGGUUGCUGGCGGUACGCAGUUUGAGAGGGAGAAGCACUCAGGCUCGUUCUACCUUGGUCUUGAUGGCUUGAUACAAGGCAGACCAAGGCUCGAUACGCCUGGUCACGCGCACAACGACAUCCAGUUCGAUUAUCCAACCGUCUGUUUCGAUGGCAAGGUUGUUGUUGACAAGGUCGAUAGCACCUCUUGUAAAAGAUGCUUGGAGACGCACUGUCCCUGUAUUUACGAGGAGACAUCCAGUGAAUAUCAGAGGGGCCGGGCUGCUGGAGCUAAAAGGAAGGAGCCGGCCUCUCCGGAACGACUACACUCGGCCACUCGGCAUCAAAACCGUCGUCCAUCACCUUUGCAAGAUAAUGAGUUGCUUACUCGAUGCACACCGCCUCGCAGCGCGGUACGAGAAGUGGGAAGGCAAUCUGGAUCACCAUCCCAAACAAGUCAAGAGAACAUAGGUUCAGGGAUCAUUCGACCAGCAGUAGAAUCCGAGGCGCAGUCACAGAGUCUACUUCAUCACUUCUUCACUGUCAUGACUGAUCCCCCUCUCAUUUCACCCUCAACAGACGGCGAUAGACAGAAGCCUACACUGCGACUGGCUGUUCUUGCUACCGCCGCCUCCAGCCUCAAUAUGAAAUUGUUUGCGGAGAUGGAUACUCGACUAAGGCACACACUAGCCGAAGUCGUUAUGGUUACUGGACAGAAGAGCAUCGAACUCGUGCAAGCCUUGACAUUAGCUGUGGCAUUCUAUGCGGCCAAUGAGCCACUCCACAAGGUCAGAAUCUUGGGCCUGGCGGCGCAGGCAGAUUCCAUGAGCUCUGACCUGGGUUUGUAUGAAAUCAGCUGUCAGUUCCAUACUGAUACUGGUGAAUGUACAAGUUCAGAUGAGCAACAGUGCAUCUGGACACUUGCAGGAGCAAGGAUUAACGCGAUGGAGUGUUAUGACGCGAUGUGCACAACCCUUGCAUGUCUCUGGGCUGUAAACAGUGUCAGGGUUCUCUUCCAGCGGCCUUUGUUACCACAAUACCCACCCUGCACAAGAUCAUAUGUUACCAUCUUGGCCUCCUCUACUAUUGCACACUACCAGCAAAUAGCGGCAUGGACCGAGUUGGAGAUGAUUGCUGUUGCGGCUAUGGCAAGCCCAGUCAGUAACUCGUCUCACUUGCCAGAGAAUGAAAAUUCAAUAAGAACUGAGCUGGUGUCAACGCUGGAUAAUUGGAACAAGACAUAUACCCGUUUCCUUGAAUGUAGCAAGAUAUUGCUAUUGCACUAUUCCGCUGUGCGAACGCGCUUGCUUGAGCCAAAUUUAGGUUACCUGCGGAAUGACAAGUGCCCUAAUCCUCCUUUCGACGAGUGUGUUCUUGGAGGGGAACACCUGUCAAUGAUGAGGCAAGAGACACAACAGGUGUCCCAUCGUCUGGAUAUCUCACUAAUACACGACGGACUAAAUAACGCCUUAAGCCUAUCCACCGAUGAUGUGAGGGCCCAGGGCAUUAUAUUCUUCACAGACAUAUGCUAUCUCUUCAGUGUCUUGAUCAACGACUAUCUUUCUCAGACCUUGCGGAACAUAUCUGACUCUCACGCAAGGCAAAGAACGGUUCUAUGCGAUCUUCUCAAUCGAGCCACGGCGCUACUCGACAGUGCCACGGCUGAGCAUUCGAACAGGUUGCAUUGCAAUGCUAGAACCUUUCGAAACGUUUUAAUGAGACUACGUACCAAGCUGGACAAGACGGAAGUUACUAUUGCAAGACAGGUUCGAUACGAGGCGAAAGACGUGGAGCAAAUGGUGGAUUCCAUCUAUAAGGAGAGGCAAAGCCAGGCUUCAACUAUGUUGCCCAUUACAAACUCAACACGUGACAGUGGGAAUGUGUCGGGGCAAGAGGAGGGGGUCUUUGACAUUAUGUUCAAUGGUUCUAUGGCUUCCACAAUGCCUGAUAUGUCAGAUGAUGUCCUUGGAGAGGUAAUAAUGCCACUAUUAGCUUCAGAGCACUUUAAUGCCUUUGACUUUGAGGAGUUAUUUUAAAAUAAGACGAUAGCUGAAUUUAAAUAUUGAGUUAUAAUGUAUUAAAUAGAUAUAUAAUGGAGACAAGUCUUGUAUUGAAUGAUAAUUCAAGAUAAGAAUAUA